Triticum aestivum (bread wheat) is the source of this 438-nucleotide messenger RNA. RefSeq names its product pathogenesis-related protein PR-4. Gene Ontology annotation, biological process: defense response to bacterium; defense response to fungus. The transcript has 4 exons. Lineage: Eukaryota; Viridiplantae; Streptophyta; Magnoliopsida; Poales; Poaceae. The coding region runs from base 1 to 438 and encodes 145 amino acids. Gene Ontology annotation, molecular function: RNA nuclease activity. The record is from RefSeq and is a predicted model, not a curated record.
AUGGCUGGAUGCGUGGCACUGGCGGUGGUCCUGCUGUGCGCGGCGGCCGCCAUGGCCGCGGCACAGUCGGCGUCCAACGUGCGCGCCACCUACAACUUCUACAACCCGGAGAAGAUCAACUGGGACCUCAACACCGCCAGCGCCUACUGCGCCACAUGGGACGCCGGCAUGUCCUUGGCCUGGCGCUCCAAAUAUGGCUGGACUGCCUUUUGCGGGCCCGCUGGGCCCACUGGCCAGGCAUCCUGCGGCAAGUGCCUCCAGGUGACGAACACGGCUACCGGCGCACAGAUUACGGUGAGGAUCGUUGACCAGUGCAGCAACGGUGGCCUGGACCUGGACUAUGACACAGUGUUCAGCAAGAUCGACACCAACGGGGUGGGUAUGCAGCAGGGCCACCUCACCGUCAACUACCAGUUCGUCGACUGUGGCGAUAACUAA